AUGGUUUUUAGUAGUGCUGGGGAUGCUGAGCAGCCGUUAUUUGUCAGGCCAUUUAAUUGUACGUCAUCGCAUUGGGCUGCUCCUGUCGUCGAUCCAUGCGGGAUAGGACAUGUCAAGAGUUCUGCGUUAUGUAUUGAGGAGAGUGUGCGGAAGCGAUUUGAACCGUGGGAGUUGGGCCUAAUCAAGCAUAAGGCGUUGCAGGAGUACAACUUGCUGAAGAACGCUUCUGAGCGGAGAGAUUUGGAGCGGGAAGAGUCCAUAGCGCGAGAAGAGAUAGUGAACGAUGCGACAUCCCUUUUGGCUGCAGUUAUUGAAUGGCGUGUAGAAGCAGGGGAGGAGGUGAUGAGUGAUCGCGCCCUCUCGCGGCUUCUGGAGCGCUUGCGGAAGCGGGCAACCACUCAACAGCGUCAAUACGAAAUUAAUGAGGAGGCCCUUCGCGAGGAGGGUCGCAUGGGUUGGAGGCAGGAGGUGGAAGAGAAGGCCCGGUCUAAGCAGCGUGAGGAGGCGAUGGCGCGCUGGCGCCGCGAGUGUGAGGACUCGCUAUGCGCUGCCACGGCCUUCUUGAUGGGGAUGGAGAGAAGAGAACGCCGGGAUGAAGUGGCCGAGGAGGAAGCGGCAUGGGCGGCGCUCUGCACAGAGGAACUCAACGCCCGCGCCGAGGCAGAGAGAAUUGCCUACGAAAACUUCAUGAACAGUCCAGAGCAGGUGGCGCUGCGGAAGGAGCAGGAGCGAAUUGAGGCCGCCGCGCAAGCUGCGGCAGCACGGCAGCUGAAAAGGUUCCUAAGGGAACAGGAACAUUUAGUGAAGUCAUGUAGACACGCACGUGGGGCGGGCUCUGUUUUUGAGGCAUUACCGCCAAGGAAUUUGUGCGUUUCCUGCGGCGUAAAAUUUGACGAGACGGUUGGGUAUUACGUGAGGAUGCGGGGUUCUACGCUUGUCCCGCCAGAAACGUGGAGCCCUCCAAAGGAUACAUCACUGGCUCAACGGAAUUCACGCAGCAGCAUCGCAAAGCUGCCACCAAUUACCCAACGAACCAAGCAGCAAGGUCGUAAAUCUCUGACAGGUGCGGCGUUGGAUGGAUCCACGCGUGUUAGUAGAGUGAGUGCUGUCAAGAGGGCAUAG
This is a messenger RNA of Trypanosoma cruzi, 1122 nucleotides long. RefSeq lists its product as uncharacterized. Lineage: Eukaryota; Euglenozoa; Kinetoplastea; Trypanosomatida; Trypanosomatidae. The transcript has a single exon. The coding region runs from base 1 to 1122 and encodes 373 amino acids. The record is from RefSeq and is a predicted model, not a curated record.